AUGGCCGAGAAAUUGUCUGAACAACAAAUUGCUGAAUUUAAAGAAGCUUUCUCUUUGUUUGACAAGGAUAGCGAUGGAAAGAUCACCACCAAGGAAUUAGGCACAGUCAUGAGAUCUUUGGGCCAAAACCCAUCAGAAAGUGAGUUGACAGAUAUGAUCAACGAAGUGGAUGUCAAUUCAGAUGGUUCAAUCGACUUCCCAGAGUUUUUAACCAUGAUGGCUAGAAAAAUGGGAGACACCGACUCGGAAGCUGAGAUUGCUGAAGCUUUCAAGGUAUUUGACAGAAAUGGCGAUGGUAAGAUUAGUGCUGCUGAGUUGAGACAUGUGCUUACGUCGAUUGGUGAAAAGUUGUCGGACGCAGAUGUGGAUCAAAUGAUUAAAGAAGCUGAUACCAACAAUGAUGGUGAGAUUGAUAUCCAGGAGUUUACUCAAUUGUUGGCCGCCAAAUAA
This is a messenger RNA of Lodderomyces theae, 450 nucleotides long. RefSeq names its product calmodulin (gene CMD1). Bases 1 to 450 code for a protein of 149 amino acids. Gene Ontology annotation, molecular function: calcium ion binding; enzyme regulator activity. Gene Ontology annotation, cellular component: central plaque of spindle pole body. The record is from RefSeq and is a predicted model, not a curated record. The transcript is spliced from 2 exons. Gene Ontology annotation, biological process: spindle pole body organization. NCBI's taxonomy places the organism in Eukaryota, Fungi, Ascomycota, Pichiomycetes, Serinales, Debaryomycetaceae.